This is a messenger RNA of Jaculus jaculus (lesser Egyptian jerboa), 2153 nucleotides long. RefSeq names its product beaded filament structural protein 1 (gene Bfsp1). Gene Ontology annotation, cellular component: cytoplasm; intermediate filament. Gene Ontology annotation, molecular function: structural constituent of eye lens. The coding region runs from base 1 to 1989 and encodes 662 amino acids. Lineage: Eukaryota; Metazoa; Chordata; Mammalia; Rodentia; Dipodidae. The transcript is spliced from 8 exons. The record is from RefSeq and is a predicted model, not a curated record. Gene Ontology annotation, biological process: lens fiber cell development.
AUGCUCCGCCGCAGCUACGUGUUCCAGGCCCGCCAGGAGCAGUACGAGCGCGCCGCGGAGCGCGCGGGCCCCGCCGCCCCGGGCCGGGAGCCGGCGGCCGGGCUGGCGGCGCUGCAGGGUCUGGGCGAGCGCGUGGCCGCCCACAUCCAGCGGGCCCGCGCGCUCGAGCAGCGCCACGCCGGCCUCCGGCGGCAGCUGGACGCCUUCCAGCGCCUGGGCGAGCUGGCCGGGCCCGAGGACGCCCUGGCCCGCCACGCCGAGGCCAACCGACAGCGCGCCCGGGACCUGGCUGCGGAGCGCGCGCGGCUGGAGCGCCAGGGCGCCGAGGCGCAGCGCACGCUCGACGAGUUCCGGACCAAGUAUGAAAAUGAGUGUGAAUGUCAACUCGUGCUAAAAGAAAUGCUUGAACGGCUUAACAAGGAAGCUGAUGAAGCCUUGUUGCAUAAUUUGCGCCUUCAGCUGGAAGCCCAGUUUCUGCAGGCCGAUGUCAGUGCAGCCAAGGACAGGUACAAGAAGAAUCUUCUAGAAAUUCAGACCUACAUCAGCGUUCUGCAGCAGAUCAUCCAGACUGCUCCUCAAGUAUCAGCAGUGACGGGUGGGAUGAGGGAGGAGAAGCUGCUGACAGAACGGGAAGUGGCCGCCCUGCAGAGUCAGCUGGACGAGGGCCAGGAGGCGCUCACCCACUUGCAGGCACAGAAAGCGGAGCUGCAGGCCCAGACAACAGCCCUGGAACAAGCUAUUAAGAAUGCUCAUGAGUGUUACGAUGAUGAGAUACAGCUUUACAACGAGCAGAUCGAAAGCUUGCGGAAAGAGAUGGAGGAGGCUGAGCGGUCCCUGGAGAGGUCUUCCUACGACUGCCGGCAGCUGGCUGUGGCCCAGCAGACCCUGAGGAAUGAGCUGGAGCGGUACCAUCGGAUCAUCGAGAUCGAAGGCAACCGGCUGAGCUCUGCCUUUGAGACUCCCAUCUCGCUGUUCACUCCGAGCCAUGGGGCUUCCCUCAGCAUUGGAUCCAGUGGAAAAGAUUUCACCAGAGCUGUGCAGGAUAUCACAGCAGCUAAACCCAGACAAAAAGGCCUCCCCAAGAACCUUCCCAAAAGAAAGGAGAUCAUAGCUCAAGACAAAGCCGAAGAGACUCUGGAAGAUGUGCCAUUAACAAGUCUGCAGGACCCAAAGCCAGCUCAGGUGGGACUUUCAGAGGAAGGUGACUCUCAGCUGGGACCAGGAGGUGAAGAAGAGGCAAGCCCUCCAACGCAAGAAGGGGGUCCUGAGGAUGUGCCAGAUGGGGGGCAGAUAAGCAAAGCCUUCGGGAAGCUGUGCAAAAUGGUCAAGGACAGAGUAAGAGGCCCUACCGAGCCUGUGCCCGAGCCACCCACUGACCUCUACACCAAAGGACGGCAUGUGCUGGUCACAGGGGAUGCCAGUUUUGUGGACCCUGGGUUCUACGCAUCUUCCAUCCCAGCUAGAGGUGGGGUGGUUAUUUCCAUUGAAGAAGAUUCUCUGCAUCGUGAUGGCCACGUGGAACCUUCUCCUGAGCAGCCUACACCCCCGCCUGUGGAAGAGAAUGAACAGGGUGGUCCCCAGGGCAGGGAAGUUGGACCAUCAAACCACCAUCAAGCUACAGAUAAGGAGAAUGGGAUAAAUGCCAAAGAACCAAAAGGUCCUGAGGGAAAAGACAAUGGGCAGAAGGAAGGUGAGGGGUCCGAAAGACCCUGUCCUGUGAUUAUACCUGGUCCCGAGGAACCGUCUGCACCCUCUUCACAGAGGCCCGGUGACAAUCAGGAUGGAUCAGAGGGGCCUGGGUAUAAGAGCAGUAACAUGCUGGCAAAAAUCCCUCCCAAGGCUUUGGCUUUCAAGAAGGUGGAGGUGGUGGAGUCCAUUGAGAAGAUUUCAACAGAGAGCAUUCAGACAUAUGAAGAAACCUCUGUAAUCGUGGAGACCACAAUUGGGAAGACGAAGGCCAACAAGAAAUUGGUGGAGAAGGGCACCUAAGACAUGAAGUGUAAUGGGAGAAAAGUGUCUGGGGCCAUGGGUGGGGGUGUUGGGCUUGCUUUGCGAUGUUAGAACAAAUGAUCAAAGAGUGAGGGUUCCUGUUUGGAUUAGCUUGUAGCUGACCUGGGUCGGCGAGCUUCAUUAAAGUGCUUUCUUUGCUUGCA